Molecule: messenger RNA, 303 nt
Organism: Knipowitschia caucasica
Lineage: Eukaryota; Metazoa; Chordata; Actinopteri; Gobiiformes; Gobiidae
Source: the annotation of a GenBank genome assembly
AUGUGUGCAGAGUUCUGUUGUGGACACUCUCGGAGCAGGGGGCGGGGCUCUCUCAGCCUGAUAAACCCGGCCCGGGGUUGUGGAUGUUUCAGAAUACAGCGGCCUUCAAGAGGAGAGCUCCAUCGCCUUUACCUGAGUGCAGCCGGACAAGUUGAGGUGGACCAGAUUCCGACAUCCGCGUCCAGUCGUGAGGUGAAGAAAACCCUGGUCUGUGAAACCGGAGCAGUAAGCCACACUGAGACUUUCAUCUCAAAGUUCCAGCCUUCAUUGAGACCAUCUGCCCUGGGUUUAAAAUGCGGCUGA